Molecule: messenger RNA, 378 nt
Organism: Danaus chrysippus (African queen)
Lineage: Eukaryota; Metazoa; Arthropoda; Insecta; Lepidoptera; Nymphalidae
Source: the annotation of a GenBank genome assembly
AUGGGUUUAUCUUGUUCCUGUAAUGAAGGGUACAAUAAAACAGUAUUAAAAUUACAAAACUCUGCUCAGUUUCGUACAAGAAGACGUGGGUGUACGUGUUAUUUUAGAAGACCAAAGUGGCUUAUGAUAAGACGAAAAAGAAAGAAAAGGGUAUACUUUGCGUCUAAAACCUUUCAAGCUAAACAAAAUGAAGGACCUCAAACCGUUAUAGCCUGUGUUCCGAAUGAACAAUGUAAUUGUCUAAAUAUAAAAGGCUGCUGUUCACGUGGAACUGACACAUGUUUUUGCGAAGAGAAUUUAUGUACGGGUGAUAUUAAAAGCACAGACAGAAUCAGCAAGAAUGUGUGUAGAUUCACUGUCGAUGCUUAUUUCUCGUAG